AUGCCAACGAAUGGGAUCCACCAGGUCCUGAAGAUCCAGUUUGGGUUGAUCAACUGCGAGAGCCGGUACCUGACGGCCGAGAGUUUCGGCUACAAGGUGAACGCCUCGGCCCCCAGCCUGAAGCGUAAGCAGAUCUGGACGUUGGAGCAGGAUGAAGCCGACAGCUCCGUCGUCUUCCUCAAGAGCCACCUGGGCCGAUAUUUGGGAGCCGAUAAAGACGGGAAGGUGCGUUGCGAAGCGGAGCAGCCCGGCCGGGAUGAAGGCUUCAGCAUCAUCACCCAGUCGGACGGGCGUUGGGCGCUGCAGUCGGCCCCCCACCGGCGUUUUUUCGGGGGGCGGGAGGAUCGCCUCUCCUGCUUCGCCCCCAGCGUGACGGAGGGCGAGCUCUGGACCGUGCACUUGGCCAUGCACCCCCAGGCCAACCUGCUGAGCGUCAGCCGCCGCCGCUACGCCCACCUCAGCCCCCAGGAAGACGAAAUCGCCACCGACAGCAACCUGCCCUGGGGGGUGGACGCCCUCAUCACCCUCUGCUUCCAGGACAAGAAGUACAGCCUGCGCACGGCCGACGAGCGCUACCUGCGCUGCGAUGGCACCCUGGUGCCCCAGCCCGGCGACCGCACCGGCUACACCUUGGAGUUCAAAGCCGGCAAAUUGGCUUUUAAAGACUGCGAUGGCAAAUAUCUGGCCCCCACCGGCCCCACCGGCACCCUCAAAUCCGGCCGGAGCUCCAAACCGGGCAAAGAUGAACUCUUCGACCUAGAGGAGAGUCACCCCCAGGUGGUCUUCACGGCGGCCAACGGCAGAUACGUCUCCAUCCGGCAGGCCAACCGCUCCGUCUACGACGUCUUCCACAUCAGCUUCAGCGACGGCGCCUACCAGAUCCGAGGCCAAGGGGGCAAGUUCUGGUACGUGGCGAGCAGCGGGUCGGUGUGCAGCGACGGGGAGCUCUCCGAGGAUUUCUUCUUCGAGUUCCGGGAGCGGGGCCGCGUGGCCAUCAAAGCCAAGAACGGGCGGUACCUGCGGGGGGACCCGGCGGGCACCCUGCGCGCCGACAGCGACUCCGUGCUGCGGGCC
Messenger RNA from Calidris pugnax (ruff), 1074 nucleotides. It is a transcript of the gene FSCN2, whose product is annotated as fascin actin-bundling protein 2, retinal. The transcript has 3 exons. The record is from RefSeq and is a predicted model, not a curated record. NCBI's taxonomy places the organism in Eukaryota, Metazoa, Chordata, Aves, Charadriiformes, Scolopacidae. Gene Ontology annotation, molecular function: protein-macromolecule adaptor activity; actin filament binding. Gene Ontology annotation, biological process: actin filament bundle assembly; establishment or maintenance of cell polarity; cell migration. Gene Ontology annotation, cellular component: actin cytoskeleton; cytoplasm. The annotation marks the transcript as partial.